AUGGAAUUCACCUCUUUUUUAUGUGAAAUCAAUUCCAUUGAAUACCCAACAGUACCACAAGACUUCUAUUUUUCUGAUUUCUUCUCCAUCAUGUUCAGUCUCACCAAAGAAUUGAUCCAAAUUGACUUUUCUUCUUCUACAAUUACUACUCUCAAUGAAGCGUUCUUGGUUCCCUUCGAUGUCCUGCGUAACGGAGAAGACACUGCAUUCUUACAUGAAAUAUUCUCUUCAAUGCCUAUAUCUCCUCAGAUAUUAGACCAAAUUUUACUUUUUAUGGGCAGAACUGCAAGAACAAUUCUAAGCCGUGAAGGGUGUGAGUCCAGCAUGCCAGAGAUUGUUGUGAACCUUUAUGUUGUUGUUAUCCAAGAUUCUGAUUUCUAUAAUGAUGAUGUCCGUCAAGAUGUUCCUGAACUAGUCCGACUUGUGAAUCUGUUGGAGAGAUCCAAAAUUGAUGAGCAAGAUGAUGAUGCUGAACAAUGCAGUAUUUGCUUGGAAGAGUUUGGACAUGGUAUCCAAGAUUCAAGUGUAAAAGUUGUUCGCACAAAGUGCUCGCAUGUGUUCCAUGAAAGCUGCAUGCUCCGUUGGCUGCGGCAUUGUGCCGACCAUCAAUCACCCUAUUUUUGCCCAUUGUGCCGCUGCAUUAUAUUUCCAACUUCGCAGAGAGAUGAAUAG
This is a messenger RNA of Arachis duranensis, 672 nucleotides long. RefSeq lists its product as uncharacterized. Gene Ontology annotation, biological process: ubiquitin-dependent protein catabolic process. The record is from RefSeq and is a predicted model, not a curated record. NCBI's taxonomy places the organism in Eukaryota, Viridiplantae, Streptophyta, Magnoliopsida, Fabales, Fabaceae. The transcript has a single exon. The coding region runs from base 1 to 672 and encodes 223 amino acids. Gene Ontology annotation, molecular function: ubiquitin protein ligase activity.